AUGGCGCAAGACGAAGCAAGCACCCCAGCACUACGUGUCCUAGCAGCGGACAACAAUUCCGUUUCAGCAGCACAAGCCAUCGCCAAUGCUGCUCUCACCGAAGCCUUGACAACUCAUCAGCAUCAACAACAACGUCGCGAAAAAAACUCCAACGCCGAUGCGACAACAACAAUCACCGGAGAAGAAGGCCAAGAAGGCGACAAUGGAAACGCCACCAACUCUUCCUUUCCGCGUUCUUCGCAUGCAGUUUUGCGCAAGAAACAAUCAUCGAGAAACCAUGGCGACGACGACGACACGGACAAGAACAAUGGAUAUUAUGAAGCCAAUGACGACCAUUCGGUGUCCGACAAAAAAGAGAGUGGCGGUGUCUUGUUACAAGACAAGUUGAAGACUAUUUGGAACUUUAUCGAUGACAACAACGAGGAGGAUGAUGCCGAAGCUGUGGAUCUGCACCAGCACUUUGAGGAAGCAUAUCAAGCCACCUUGUCACUCAUUGUGGAGCAGCUCGACUCCAUCACACAGGAAGGCAUGCAAGCCUUUCGUCAAUUGGCACAAGUCAAGCGGGAAUUGACGCUCUCCAAGGACUUGGUGGAUUCCAAAGAACGAGAAUUGAAGCGAUUGCGGGACAACGAAGCCCACCAACGAUCCACUAUUGAGAACCUUGUGCGAGCCCUUGGCAAGACCAAACGAGAUGCCAAUGACGCUUCCAAAGCCGCCAUGGUCGAGUCCCAGUUGCGCUCCGAGAUCCAAUCCUUGAUGACCGCAAAGGACAAGGCCGUGGAAGAUGCCAACGAGUCCAAGCGCAAGCAUGAGCUCUUGCAAGGCGACCUGGAACAAACCAAAACCAAACUUGCCAAGGUGGAGCAGGACAAGGUCAAGCUCGAACGGGAUCGAAAUGCCACCAUGACGUGGGCUCGGAGUGUGGACAAUCACGUCAAUUCGGACAGUGACUUUUACAAGCGAAAGGUCUCUGAGCAGAAUAUUCAAAUCCAGAGUCUCAAUGCAGUUGUCCAUGAGAAAACUUGUCAAAUUGAGGAUUUGCGGCGGCAGUUGGAUCGAUCCAGGAGCACGAAUCGACUGGCCCAGUUGGGAACAUCGCAGACUACUGCGAGGGGCACUGCCAAGAAGGCACGAAAGCGAUCGUACUAG
This is a messenger RNA of Seminavis robusta, 1149 nucleotides long. The record is from the annotation of a GenBank genome assembly. Lineage: Eukaryota; Bacillariophyta; Bacillariophyceae; Naviculales; Naviculaceae.